AUGACGAGGAAAUAUUGGAGGGUCGAGGGACACAGUUCGAACGUCUUGAUUCUUGGUGAUGAAUAUAUGCAGAGCCAACUUGUGUGCAAUGGUUGUAGGAGCCUUCUGCUUUACCCGAGAGGGGCAACCAAUGUUUGUUGUGCAUUGUGCAACACGAUUACCUCUGUUCCUCCACCUGGGAUGGAAAUGUCUCAACUUUACUGUGGAGGCUGUAGGACGUUGCUAAUGUACACUCGUGGAGCUACAAGUGUGAGAUGUUCCUGCUGUCACACUGUAAACCUUGUUCCAGCAUCUAAUCAGGUAGCUCAUGUCCAUUGUGGGAACUGUCGGACAACCCUCAUGUAUCCUUAUGGAGCUCCCUCAGUCAAAUGUGCUCUUUGUCACUAUAUUACUAAUGUCAGUAUGAACAGUGGACGACUGCCAAUCCCUGUCCAUAGACCCAAUGGGACAACCAAUGUUGGAACAUUACCUUCCACUUCAACAUCAAUGCCUCAAUCUCAAAGUCAAACAGUAGUGGUAGAAAAUCCAAUGUCUGUGGAUUCAAGUGGGAAAUUGCAAGUUUCCUUAAAAGAAGUUGACAUGUCACAGCCUGCAAUGGUUCAAUUGAAAUCAAUAUUUUUCCAAUCCAAGAGUUGGAUGGAAUUCCAAGCAUUGCUUGAUGAAAUUACUGAUAUGAUAGAUUUUUACUGGUCAUUUGAAAAAAGCAAUUGGAUAAAACUAGCUGCUUUGGCAAUUGAGAUAUACAAAUUUUCUCAUUUGACUUUUAUAGUUCCACACACGCAGCACUAUUGUGUUUCGGAUUUUCACAAGUCUGCUAUGCUUCGAGAGUCUUGGGAGGGUCCUUCUUCUGCCAAAAAGUGUUUGAUUCCAGACUCCACUGUAAUUUCUCAAGGUUGUCGUGCGAGGUUGAGAUCAGCAAACAAGAUAAUUGGAACUAGAAAUGCAAUUCUGCAGCUUUACCAAAAUUCAGAUUCAGAUUCAGAUUCAGAUUCAGAUUGUUCUCUAGUAGAACUGGAAUCCCUUCCAAGACAUGCGCAAGAAACAAAACAUGAAGAGACUGAAAAGGGUGGAGAUUCUGCUGAUGAAGCUGAAAUGGAGGAAGUGAGUGAGUAUGAGAAUCAAAUGGCUAGUCACUCAACUCAAGUGGAAGAGCACAAUGCAUUGGAAGUAUAUUGUGCCCCUCUUGAGCAGGAACCUUUGGCUGAGGGUAUUCAAGCAUCAUUUAACUCUAGGGAAAGAGAGGACAAGAAAAAUAGCAAGACUAUUUCAAUGGUUGGACAUUCAUCCUCACAAUUCAGCCUCAACCUUACUCACAUGGUUAAUAUGUGGGACAAUGAAGGUGAUGAUGAGGUUAAUUCUGUUGGACAGUGCUCACCAAAGGACACAGUUGAAGGAUACCAAGUGAAGGGAGAAUUCAUACCCUUGUUAAGAAAAAUUCUCACUAAGCAUGGAGAUGUUUUUGAGAAUUCUUUGAUAACCACUGUAAAAUUCCGAUCGGCUUUGUUGGAGACAAUAUGUGAGAUGAUCUCAGAAUUGGAAGGCAAGGAUCUGAAUAAAACCACAGACGAUAGGCUUCACAACAUGAUUGAUCUGGCAAAAGAAAUGAAAAAUAUGAAAGUGAACAUUGAGUGGCUCCACCUGAGGUUGGAGGAGAUAUACAAGGCAAGGCAGAUUCUUAAACAAUGUGGCAUGCUGAAAGAGAGAAAAGAUAGUAACAAAAAGGUGAUUGAGAGUGUGAAGAUAGAAUUGGAACAAUGUGAAGCAGAAAAGAAGGCAUUGACAGCACAGUUAAAAUCAGUGUGUGAUAAAGAGAGUGCUUGUAAGGAGACACUGGCUAGAGCAGAUGAUGAGUCCAGUAGGAUAAGGGAACAUAUCACAUAUGCUAAAUCUAAAGUUAGACCCUUUUUUAAUUGCUCUUUGGUGGAUGGAUUACUUUAG
Molecule: messenger RNA, 1938 nt
Organism: Sphenostylis stenocarpa
Lineage: Eukaryota; Viridiplantae; Streptophyta; Magnoliopsida; Fabales; Fabaceae
Source: the annotation of a GenBank genome assembly